Messenger RNA from Aspergillus tanneri, 534 nucleotides. RefSeq names its product translocation channel protein TIM22 (gene TIM22). Gene Ontology annotation, molecular function: transmembrane protein transporter activity. Gene Ontology annotation, biological process: protein insertion into mitochondrial inner membrane. Bases 1 to 534 code for a protein of 177 amino acids. Gene Ontology annotation, cellular component: TIM22 mitochondrial import inner membrane insertion complex. NCBI's taxonomy places the organism in Eukaryota, Fungi, Ascomycota, Eurotiomycetes, Eurotiales, Aspergillaceae. The transcript is spliced from 3 exons. The record is from RefSeq and is a predicted model, not a curated record.
AUGAGUUUUCCAGGAAUGACACCCCCCGUGGGAGGCAUGGCAGGAGCUGCCGGCAAUAACAUGCAAGGAAUGAACGAGCAAGAGCAAGCCAUGGUGAAAAUGAUGUACGCCGGGAUGGAAUCCUGUCCAGUCAAAACUGUCAUCUCCGGUACUAUGGGUUUCGGUCUUGGAGGAGUAUUUGGUUUGUUCAUGGCCAGCAUGUCCUACGAUUCCACCUUUACUCCCCAAGGAAAGGCAAUCGCCGACCUUCCCUGGCGCGAACAGGUCCGUCGCGGAUUCAAAGACAUGGGUUCCCGCUCGUGGUCGUCGGCCAGGAACUUCGGAAUUGUUGGUGCUCUAUACUCCGGCACGGAGUGCUGUAUCGAGGGACUUCGCGCCAAGAACGAUCUCACCAAUAGUGUCUCAGCCGGAUGCAUCACCGGAGGUAUCUUGGGAGCUAAGGCGGGUCCCCAAGCGGCCGCGGCUGGGUGUCUUGGUUUCGCGGCCUUCAGUGCUGCGAUUGAUGCUUAUAUGAGGAUGCCUUCGGAGGAGUAG